AUGCAAUUAGGGAGAAUAGCUAGAUGCCCUCUUGGCACACAUAGAUUAAGGACUUCGUUUACGGUUCCGGCGCCGCCCCGGUCCUUUGCGCCGCCGGCAGUCGCUUCGCAACGGCAGAAGUCGGUAAUUGCACGUGCAAAGCGGAGUAGCAAACGAUUAAAAAAGCAGGAUGCAUCUGAAACUGGCGGUGUCGACUCUGCGUCGGGCUGGGAUGCCGCGCUCGCGAACGUCCCAACGAAGGAUGAAGCCGCCUGGGCGCAAGACGGAGACGUUAGCCAAGAGGCGUCCGACCUGAACGCAUCUGCAUCUGCAGAAAGGACGUCAGCGCAGGGUCCUGAUCCCUCAGAGUCUGCGCCGAGCACUAGCUAUGCCGAGAGUAAAAAUCAGGCCGAUAGCAGUCGAAAGCCUAAGAGCACUGUCAUCACGCUGGCCGAAUACAACCUACUCAUGGACGCGGUGGCUACUAAAGAGAAGGAGCUUGCAGCGCAAAGGGAAAAGGCGGCUCGGGAGGCGGCCGGGAGCUCUGCGCUAGCGGUCCCUGAGGUCUCUCCACUGGAUCUAAGCCGCCAGGGCUUCCAGGCCUUUGCGCUGGACGGCGGCGACCUGGAGCUGUUGGUUUCGGAGACAAAAGACGGAAAGCUGCUGCUUUCCGAUUCGUACGUGGCUGUCAAGUCGGCAGACGGCGGUGGCGGCGGCUCGCCAACUGCGCAGUACUCGCGACCGCAUCUGGACGGGGAGAUGCCCUCGGAACCUCUGCUGUUUCAGGCAAUACCCUGGACGGAACGCGGCAGCAGCGACAUGUUCAAGCGCAAGGCUGCGACCAACAAGGUGAAGAAAGUCUACUUUCUUUGCCUCGAGCCCUCGGAGCACGGCGGGCUUGAGAGCCCCGUGUUUGACCUGGACAACGUUUUCGUGUUCGACGGAAAGUGUUGUUGCAUGGUGGAGGGCUCCCUCUGGGGGGGGGGGCACCCGGGUCGGAUUCUAAAGCGCGGGAGCCGGGUGCUGUCCCGUAGCGAGGUUCGUGUGGUGGGCUCCCUGCCGAUGCUGGAGCCUGUGCUGCGGAUAAGGCCCAGGCCAGCCGGAUUCAGUUAUAGCGCGCGCGAGAGUGCUACACACACCAGCUGCCGCAGACACCGGCAGUAUGAAAGCAGGUCUGGGGCUUGUGGGUCAGGUUGCCGCUGUGGCGGCAGGCCUUCCGGGAUUACGUUGGAAGAAUCCUUUCUGCUACCCGACCCCAUCGAGGUCUCGAUGAACACGGCCUCUGGCCUUGCGGAUAUGUCACCCGAGGAGUUGGCGGAGCGGAUGGAGGAGCUGGAGAAGGCGGCUGAGUCCUUGGACGAGUUUGACGAGAUGCCGGACGCGCCCAGUGUCGACAUGAUGUAACUUGUAGUCGGAU
Molecule: messenger RNA, 1396 nt
Organism: Volvox carteri f. nagariensis
Lineage: Eukaryota; Viridiplantae; Chlorophyta; Chlorophyceae; Chlamydomonadales; Volvocaceae
Exons: 10
Coding region: 1-1383 (460 amino acids)
Source: RefSeq, a predicted model, not a curated record